Messenger RNA from Dissoconium aciculare CBS 342.82, 471 nucleotides. RefSeq lists its product as uncharacterized. Lineage: Eukaryota; Fungi; Ascomycota; Dothideomycetes; Mycosphaerellales; Dissoconiaceae. The record is from RefSeq and is a predicted model, not a curated record. Gene Ontology annotation, biological process: cytoplasmic translation. The coding region runs from base 1 to 471 and encodes 156 amino acids. The transcript is spliced from 4 exons. Gene Ontology annotation, cellular component: cytosolic large ribosomal subunit. Gene Ontology annotation, molecular function: mRNA binding; structural constituent of ribosome.
AUGAGGACCUACGAAGACACCUUCUCUGGCCAGAAGAUCUACCCUGGCAAGGGUAAGCUCUUCGUGCGCGCCGACAGCAAGAUCUUCCGUUUCCAGAACGGCAAGUCAGAAUCACUUUUCCUCCAGCGCAAGAACCCUCGCCGUAUCGCCUGGACCGUACUGUGCCGGAGACAGCGAAGGAAGGGUAUCUCUGAGGAGCAAGCCAAGACCCGCCGCCGCAAGCAAGUCAAGUCCCAGCGUGCCGUCGUCGGUGCCUCUCUCGAUGUGAUCAAGGAGCGCCGCACUCAGCGACCUGAGGCCCGUUCAGCCGCCCGUGUCGCAGCCAUCAAGGAGGGCAAGGAGAAGCGUGCCGCUGCACAGAGCGCGAAAAAGGCCGAGAAGGCCAAGACUGCUGCCCACACCACCGGCCGUGUCGUCGGCAAGCAAGCCGCAAAGGGUGCCCAGGCCAAGCCCAAGCCCACUUCUCGUUGA